UGAGAACAUACCAUCAGGUGGCGCAAAGGGAUAUGUGACGAAUUUUUAAUAAUAAAGUCAUUAAUUUAUUUACAUGGCGAGAGAGGAGAAGCCGCAUCUUGACAGGGACGGGGUGUGGGGGUCAUACAAUAGCAACUAUGAGGUUUAUUUAAGCUUAAUAUAAUGAAAACAAGCCGAUGACAGAAGGUGUAGCGCAGCAUGAGGAUAAAAUUGAAGUGAUUAAUAAGGCAGACGGACAGUCAUUCCGCUGAGUCUAUCUCAUUGAUCUCGUCUUUUCUGAGGAGCGAUUUUUUUUUUCCACCGCACGACUUACUCAAGAAUAGGGGCUACAUCCCGAAGAUGGAGUUUGGAGAAAGAAAGAGGAGAAGGAAGUCACAGAGCUUUAAACUGGUCACGGAUGAAGAGUCUUCAUAUAUGAUGAAUUCCAACUCAAAAGUUGCAAAUAGAACGACCAUGGAUGCUGCUUUGCCUGAAGUUUUGGUUGGAGACGAAGGCAUGGAGAUCAAGAAGCAAAUCACAGGAAUGAUGAGGCUUCUUAGUGAUAAGACUGGCAGGUUUUAUCAGCGUGUGGGAGCAGAGCAGGACGACUUGGCAGCGGAGCCCCAAGACAGACCUCUGACCUGGGUACACCAGCCUGCAGCUUUAUCAGAGGAGCAACAGAGCAGCAGCUGGAGCUCUGCAGGGGAGCCAGGGCCUUCAUCUUCAUCUUCAUCCAUAUCCACCUCCAUCCAAAAUGGUCCAGGCUGCGGCCAGUACAGCACCCGCUCAAAAACGACGAGGAACCUCAACAACACCUCCAAGGAUCUGAAUAAAAGGAAUGAAGCUAAUGAUGUACUCCCCCCUGCAGAGCCAGACACCCCGUGCUGCAUGUGUAACUGUAAGGGCACCUUGCAGGCUAUUUUGCAGGAACUAUGUGCCAUGAGGAAGCUGAUGCAGAAUCAAAAAGUGUCCUUGGAAAGACAGGAACAAGCAGCAUCUCCAUGCCAACCUCCUCGUAUUGGUCAGGGCCCCACUCCUCGCUGCAGGCCCCGCAAGAGGAGACCAAUCUACAAAGUGGCCCCCCUCACUGUGCCUAGUGCGAGAAGAGCUACUCCUCCUGCCCCUCUGGAGGCUUCCACCUAUAUGGCUGUACCUGUAGAUGCUAGAGAGGAGGAGGGAUGUGAGAAAGAGCAGAACUCAUCCACAGCCAACAGUCACCCGGUUUGCUCUGAGGUUUCUGUGCUGCCGUGUCAGAAUAAUCCGGUAACCGUGGACAACGCACACAAUGCUCGACUGAACCUAACGAAGGAGCCUCAGUUGUUAGAGUCUGAGGUACGUCUUGCUAAGGAUUAUGAUGUGUAUAUAUCAAAGGCUCAGCUGGACUCCAUCCUUGUGAACUACACACGCUCUGGCAGCCUGCUGUUCCGCAAACUGGUUUGUGCCUUCUUCGAUGAUGCUACUCUGGCUAAUUCCUUGCCAAACGGUAAAAGGAAGAGAGGCCUCAAUGACAACCGAAAGGGCUUGGACCAGAACAUUGUGGGCGCCAUUAAAGUGUUUACAGAGAAAUACUGCUCCGAACAUAGAAUAGAGAAGAUGCCCGGGCCUCGGGACUGGGUUCAGAUCCUUCAGGAUCAGAUCAAACUUGCCAGGAGGAGGCUGAAAAGAGAAGGUGUAGAAGCAGAAGAAGUCUUAACUAGACCUUCCACAAGAUGCAACUACAACAGGCCUGCAAGUGUGGAGGUGACAGUAGUGAACAUGACUGGAUGAUUACAGGGCUGCCACAAUGGCCUUAAAGCAGAUCUAUUGUCUCUAUUAUUUAUCCAACCUGAUGCAUUUAGCAAAUUUAGAAUAUUUAUUUUGCAGCUUGACUUGUGCUUCGUGCAACUGAUGUAAAGGGGGAAAAAAACAAAUGACUAAGUGAAGAAUCUUGAUGAGGGGUCUCGGAUUUUUACUUCAGUUCGACAAUGUCAGGUCAUUUUCAUGCUUUGAAGUGACUUAUUGUUUACAUAUAUGUUAAAGCUUUGACACGUCUAUUUCUCAUGUGCCAUUUCUAGGAUGAUUCAAAAGAGUCUACAUGGACAGAAAUAGCCUACUGUAACUCUGAAGUAUUUAUUUAUCUUACAAAAAAUAGGCAAACUUUUGCAGAGUUAUCCAUCGUGAAUGUGCCUUUAAGUGACUGGUAGGCCUUCAGACUUCAAUGUGCUGUCAAGCAUCCACCUCUGUUACAAACACUACAUCUAAACCAAACAUUGGAGUUGUGUUAUUUAUUCAUUUGUUUUAUUUAAAUUGAUUGAUGGCAAUUAUGAAUGAAACUUUAGGCUACAUUUUUUCCACAACAGGCAGAUAUAAUUUAUUAUUGCUAGGCUAUUGUUAUCAUCGUCAUUGUGAUGG
Messenger RNA from Labrus bergylta (ballan wrasse), 2370 nucleotides. Lineage: Eukaryota; Metazoa; Chordata; Actinopteri; Labriformes; Labridae. The record is from RefSeq and is a predicted model, not a curated record.